Molecule: messenger RNA, 1635 nt
Organism: Lasiosphaeria miniovina
Lineage: Eukaryota; Fungi; Ascomycota; Sordariomycetes; Sordariales; Lasiosphaeriaceae
Exons: 3
Source: RefSeq, a predicted model, not a curated record
CAGCCGUUCCUAUUCCCAUUGCACAAGGCCAAGCACAUUGUCGUCGGUGGCGUCACCCUCUGCCUAAGGUCGGGGUGCAACUGCGAGCGGCAGGUAAACGUCACCGUCCACCAUGAGUGUCUUGCCAUCUUCCUGCUCAAAUGCACUCUGGAGCGAGGCGAUGCCCUCGCCCGCCUCUUCACUGUCGGCGCGGCCAGGAGCCCGUGGCCCAUGGCCCAUCCCCUGCGCCUUGCCGGCGCCUCUCCCGUGACCCCGGCCGCCCUAGACACGAUGGCCUCGAUCUGGAACCUCGGGGAGCUCACUCGCCUGCCUCUUGAGCUGGUCGAGAUGAUCCAGCGGCACUGCCCGCACCUGCUGUUCUGGAGGGCCGUCUCGACGCUAGCCUUGGCCGCCCACCUGUCGGACACACCGGCAGAGCCCGCCACCAGCAUGCCCGUAUCGAGUAUUGCCAGCUGGGAGAGGCGGGGCGCGCUUCGGCUGUGUCGCCCGGACGAUGUCAUCAUAGAUCCGGCCGGCUCCUCCGAGGCCGUCUCCCCCCUGAUCCUCUCGCAGGCCGUGAUCCGGUUUACCAUCGACGCGAAGGGCAUUUGCAAGCUGGAGCGGCUCCCCGAGCGUCCGUCGUGCAGCCGGGAGAGGAGGACCAACCGUUUUGCCUUCAUCGUCGAAGAGGUGUCUGCGUUGGAGGGGUUCACGGCGUGUUUCACAGACGGCCUCCUCCAGCUUCAGCCGCCGCCAAACGCUCCGGGUCUCCGCAUCUGGGACACACCAUCGCCUCCGAGCCUGAGCCAGUGCACCAUAUUUAUCGACAGGAAGCGACCGUGGCUGCACUUUCACACCAUCGAGCUCGACUCGGUCACAGGCAUUACCUUUUUCCACGCCAAGGGUCUCCUCGUCGGAAUCCACGCCCACCGACCGGGCGAUGCCUGUGCCGCGACCUCCUUCGAGCGCAUCAAACCGUGGCACAAGCCCAACGCGGCCUGGAUUUACUUGCCCGUGUCUACUACAGACCAGAUCGAGAUCAUAGGCGUCCGCCCCGUCACCCUUGGGGUGAACAUUCUUGUUCGCAAACACCUCACAGGAGACGUCAUCCUCGGCCCAGGGAGCCGCCGCCUAGCCGCGGACAGCUGGCGCCGGAAGAACCCGACAACACUGGUCUACGGCGAACCCCCCGAGGGCAGCGCCGUCCCAUACCUCGGGACCUACUGCCGCCCUUUGGCGGCGGGGAGCUCCCCCUCACAGUUCGCCGAAAUCGGACCUCUCAACGAUCUGCUCGUGAGGGGCGUCAACUACGUCAGCUCCGCGUCCCUCAAUAAGGUGGUGGCGACCCAGGUGUUCUACACCGAGGCCCAGGACAUGCCCGAGGGGAUCCUGCUGCACUACGACAAUGGGGCGUCGUCGGCGCUGGGCCAGGUGCGUGUGGGCGUGGACAGCAGCGUCACCGUUCUCAAGCCCAUUCGUGUUUUCUUCUGGUUUCAGCCCCCCCGUGCAAGAGUCAUGUUUGUAAGCAAUCUUGAUGACAAGCCCGCGCUUCCCGACGACCCCGACCUGAAUAGUCGGAUGAAAUGCAAACCCAUGGCCGGUACGAUAUCUUAUGGGUUCAGUGAGCACGCCUCAAAGCUGGCGGUUCGGGAUUGA